Molecule: messenger RNA, 742 nt
Organism: Pristis pectinata (smalltooth sawfish)
Lineage: Eukaryota; Metazoa; Chordata; Chondrichthyes; Rhinopristiformes; Pristidae
Exons: 5
Coding region: 35-742 (235 amino acids)
Source: RefSeq, a predicted model, not a curated record
CUCAACUGGAAUCAGUCAAACGCAACUGCACAAAAUGUCACUGAGAGGAAAUGAGAGGAUUGGAGUGUAUGGUGUCGAUCUUUUCACUUUUACUCUACUUGUUCCAAUGGCCGUUGCAACACUGAGAGUGCAUCAGAACCGUGUGAAUGGAUCCGUUGGCCACUCUGUGCUCCUACCCGCCUCUUACACAAUCUCAGAGCCACAAGGGUAUCUGCGAAUCAAAUGGACCAGAGCCGGGAAAAGAAUUGUGGAAUACAGAUGCAUAUCAGAGCAAAAUAGCAACCCAAAGGAAUGCAGCCACAUCAUGUCUUUUUCUGAUCACUAUGAGCACCGGAUUGUUCUUUACCCGGGCAAUGCUUCGCUGCUGCUGAAAGAUUUGAAGAUUAACGACAGUGGCAUUUAUGAAUUAUCCAUUAGCCAGUCAAGAGGAACAGAAAAGGGAAGCUUUAAAUUGGCUGUCCAGACUGACACUGCUAAUGAAACCGACCACGGGGAUAUAAAGGACAAGAAACAGAUACCAGGAGUCAAAGACAAAGUUCGAUAUGUUACCCUUGGUAUUAUUUUGUUUUUCUUGUGUUUCACCAUAAAAACACAAAGAGAUUCUAACCCAGCUCAAGAACAAUCAAAAGAGGGAAAUGUUUAUCAGAAUGAUCAGAGUCCAACAGCAAGCAAUCCCAUGGUAUUAUACUCUGACAUCAACUCAUCAGAAUCUGCAGGAAUUACUGGAAAGACGGACGAAUGA